UCUACAAAGCAAACAUUUGCCGUGCAUCUGAAAGGCCUGGUUCGGAACCACCGCAAAACUGGACCCAGCUUUCUGCAAGCCGGGACCAUGAAUAAACCCUCCGAAGGCCAGGUCCCAAGUCCUUGAAAGGCCCAAUCGGGUUCCUUUUGGGAGCCCCCCCCGAAUCCAUCGGGCGUGCUGUCUCCCCAGGGUGCUCCCCUGCCCACCCCGCCGCCGAGACAGCUCCCCACGUGAACCGGCUUCCGGCCCGGCCCGCUCCACUCACCGUCUUCUUUGCGGCCACCAUCUUCCUGCCUCAAGUGCGGGACGGCCCCCAACCUACAACACACGGAGCACAGGAAAGGGAGCUCAGGAACCCGAGGUCCAAUGGCAACCCGCGGGGCCCCCCGCGAGGCGAAAGCGCCAGCCGCUGGAGCCCACUCACCAGAUGCAGCCGCCAAGAUGGCCGGGGAGCGAGAAAGGAAGUAGUUCCCACAAUGCAAAGCUCUUCACCACCCAGCCGGGAGCCCCGACCGGAAGCGGAAGCAGAUCGCAAGCGGAAGAGGCGGGGCAAGAAGGGAAGGACCGCUCCGGUUGCUAUAGGUACCGCUGGGGAGGGCGGCGCGGGUGUUGUGAGCUGAAACCGGCCAAGUGCCUGAGGUCGGCCCUGCUCGUGGCUCUGGCUUCCAGCUGCGGCCUGAGGAGCCGCGGUCGGCGGAGCUGGCUGGGAGCUGGAGAACCGGCUGAAGAAGAAAGCGAGUCCUGCUUUGUCCAACCCAAACCCCGUACAUUGGGAGGAGAAUCUACUACUUAUGACAAGGCACAAAAGGAAAACCUUCCUCCAUUAGAGAAGCUCAAGAUUUCAGCAGCGUCUACAGCUAAUGGUGUUAAAUCCCUUCAUGAUCAGCCCCUGGCAAAGGAUGCUGCAGACCCGCUGGGAUCCCCGGAGAAGAUUCAGCCUUUAGAGGGACCCCAGGAGUCUGGGCCACUUCAGCAAGAUGGCAAAGAUGAAACUCCAGGAGCAGGAGGACAGAAAGAUGUGGAAGCAGUGACAGAGGCCCAGCCUUUAGAAGGAAAUGCCGAGACGGAACCUUUAGGAACAGAAGCCAGGCAUCAGCCUUUGAGGACAGCCGGCGAGAGGGACUCCCCUGGAGCCGUAGGAGACACCGAGACUCCACAGACUGCCAGAGAGAUGAAACCUCUAAGAAGAGCUGGAAAAAUCCCACCUCUGGAAGCAGGUAGAGAGUCACAACCUCCAGAAAAGCCCCAACUCCUAGACACCGUUCCCACGGAGACGGAAGCUCCAGAAAUAUUGGAAGGACGUCAGCCUGUUGAAACAGCUGAGGAACAUCAACUUCAAGAAACACUGGGGAGGGAUGAGCAAUCCCAACUUCUAGAAACAAUGUCCAAAGGGAAAGGAUUUCUGGAAAUAUCGGAAGGAAGUCAGCUUGUGGAAGCAGCUGUAAAGAACGAUUUGAUUCCUAAAACUCCUGAAGGUCUGGUAAACAUGGAGCAGAUUCAACCUGAAGGAAUAGUCGGAAGCGUGGAGCGUCCAGCGGGAACUCUGGAAACAGGGACAAACAUGGAAAUGGUCAGGAAAAUUCACACCAAAAAGGAGGACCAAAACAUUGAAGGCGAGACAGGCGAAGAGGUUGGAACAGAGAUGGAGAAAGUUAGUGAAAGAGCGGAAACAAAAGGAGAAGAAACAGGAGGAGCUGUGGAUCUUCCAGCAGCCACCUAGAUAGAGCAUGCUGAUGCCAUCAAGAAUUGUUUUGCGAACCCACCUUGGAAACGGGAAAGACCAUAGAGAUCAAACAGUGAAACGUGGCUUGUCAUUAAAACCGCCGGAGCGCCUGGUAACACGGCUGGUUUUGCUGCUUUGGUGAAGGAAGGCGCUCCCUAGGUCGCUGUGAAUCACUGCUUUUACAUUAGCAUCAAAGACUGGCCUAAUGAUCAUGAAAGAAGUCUUUCCAUUGUCUUAAGAGCCACACUUUAUUUGAAUCACUGACCUGUUAAGAGCUUCUCUAAAAAAAAUAAAUUACAAAAAGGGAGAAUAUAAAGUUGUUUUCUAUUGCAGAUAAAUUCACUGAUUCUCCAAAGAACAAGCCUCUUUGCUCUGUGGAAUUUGGAGGCCACUUGCCGCUUAUGUAAAACUUGGUGAAUCAGGGAGCCCAGAAAGCUUGUAGCAGUCUACGGGAUUGUUUCGGCCACCGGGGUGUUAAAAACCAUUGUGCUCACUGCUCCAGCUCUUUAUUUAAGAGAAACAGUAGCACCCUUCUAACUGAUGUUGAUUUUUGUGGAAUUAAUUUUAAUUUUCUUUUAAUUCUAAUAUUCCUCCUAGUCUAAGCAUCCUUUUUAAAUUGGGAGAGUUUAAUCUGUUUA
Molecule: messenger RNA, 2361 nt
Organism: Myotis myotis
Lineage: Eukaryota; Metazoa; Chordata; Mammalia; Chiroptera; Vespertilionidae
Gene: ERICH5
Product: glutamate rich 5
Exons: 4
Coding region: 428-1720 (430 amino acids)
Source: RefSeq, a predicted model, not a curated record